Sebastes umbrosus (honeycomb rockfish) is the source of this 1494-nucleotide messenger RNA. RefSeq lists its product as uncharacterized. Lineage: Eukaryota; Metazoa; Chordata; Actinopteri; Perciformes; Sebastidae. Gene Ontology annotation, cellular component: tRNA-splicing ligase complex. The transcript is spliced from 8 exons. The record is from RefSeq and is a predicted model, not a curated record. Bases 121 to 1176 code for a protein of 351 amino acids.
GUAAAAAGAGGAAGCACAAUUUAUAAACACACUUUGAACUUUUAUGAGUUGGAUAGAAGUGACUUACUGAAACAGGCAGUAGAAACAGGUUUACAUCAAUUGUUUACUAUUACAGUGACCAUGGAGAGGAGCGCAGGGACAGUUUCAUCCAUUAAAGCUUUAGGGUACCCGAGCAGCUGCUGCCUCUCACAGUGUACCUGUGAUGAACUGCCCUGUCCUCUGCUCACCUGGCUGACUGCACAGCUCACCUCUGUCUGUCCACAGCUACAAGACUCAAGCAGGACAGGUGACGUCUUGCUGGUGGGAGAGUUGAGAGCUUUACUGUCAAACAUGUUAUCUCCCCUCACUGCGCUGACCUCAGAGGUGCUGGGGCCGUCCAUCCUCAACAAAGUCACUGAGUUCCUAGUAUCAGAAUUGCAAGCGGCUCGAAUAAUGAAGCACAAGGAACUGCAUCCUGAGGAGAAGACAACAGGAGAGGAGUCUGAAAAGGAGCAGCGAGCUGAACAUCGCAGCCAUGAACUCACUGAGUUUUGUCAGGAAUAUGAAGAUGACGCUGACAAAGAGAGAAGGAAGGCGGAGAUGCAGGCAGAAUGGGUAUUACUGCUGCACGCCCUCGACAUGGACACCUCCUGUCAAUUUACAGAUGUGCUGAGUGAGGUGGAGUCGAGGCUUACUCGUCUGCCAUGUGGCGACAUGACAAACCCGCUUCUGAACACCAGCCUCAGCUCAGAGCAGUGGGUGCAAGUUAAAAAGAUCAAUCAAGUUUUGUCAGAGGACUAUAAGUGUCGGCGGCAAAUGAUGAUCAAACGCUUCCAGGUUACACUUCAGUCGUUUGCAUGGGGAGAAAAUCAAAAGGAGCGCAGUGAAGCGCUGGCCUCAGUGCCUCCUCUUUCAUCCCUCGCCAGCUCCUCCCGAGUCUCCCCGUCUCUUCUGAUCGCCGCCAGAGAGGAUCAGUCCUUCAUUGAGCCAAUCAAAGCUGGAAAAAGCACCCCCGUCUACAAGACGUUGAUGGGCAGCGUACCAGACAGAGGAGGACGACCGGGGGAAAUUGAGCCGCCUAUGCCAGCGUGGGAAGGUCGAAAAGCGAAAGGAAACAGGUCAGGACGAGGAGGCGGAGGCGGACAACAUCAACGACAGAAAUUUUCAGAAAAAAAGAAGAAAGGGAAAAGAGAGUAACAUGUGGUGACAAUUCUUAACUGCUUAAUUUGAGAAAUAAGUGAUAAUUUUUCUUUAUUUAAAUCCUUAUCAUGAAAUGAAAUACGGCUGUGGAAUAUAAUUUUAUACUUAAAUUGGGGUGCAUAAUUCUUAGUUAUAGUACACAUACAGCUAUUCUAAAAUAGCUUCUCAUUGCUAUAAUGUACUGGUGUAUGGCCAGAUAUUUUUGUAAAAGUUUUGUUGAGAAAAAUAAUACUUGAUUUGAUUUUUUUUAUGUGUUGGCUUUGCACAUUUAUAUAUAGGUUUGUUUGCUAAAUAAAAAACCUGUUAAACACAGAA